AUGUCGAUCAAGACUCCUUUAUCGACUCACGAUUCUACCAAAAUCUAUAAAUCCCCAAUCCCCUUCAAUGACAUUGAUUUCUUAACUUCUGCAACACGUUGGACUCGGUCCCAUAUUUUUCCUUCACAAACUGCAACUCAAAGCUCUUCACCGUCUUCUCAAGCUGCUGCUGCUGCGGCUGCUGCUGCCGCGGCCGCUGCAGCCGCUGCAGCUCCAUCUUCGCAGUUUAAAGACUCAUCUCAACCGAUUGUUAUAGGAGGUCCGGCUUCACCCCCUCCAGCCUCCGGCUUUGCGGAUGCCGCGCUGCUCCAAGCCAGUGCACGCAAUGCUUAUCAUGCAAAACCAAACAUUGAGCUUUCGUCAAAUUCUGGCCAAGUACUGCUAGCGUACCCCUCUGUUGCACAACUCUGGAGCUUCUCAGCUAAAGAUUGCUCGUUUUGCAUAUCAGGCUCUACCUUUGGGGUUAAUGGGAAAAUUAUUACAGCCCAUUUCAUUCCAGCCACAGCCGCAAAUAUUACACCUUCUACAGACUCUUCGACAUCGUCAUCAGAAAAUAAAUCAAGAAAAGAUUCCUACGACGAUAAUGGUCUGCUGACCUCUGACGCAACCCGCAACCUCGUUCUUCUUCAGGUCCUCCGCAAAGAAACAAUUUACUUGGAGGUUCACCAACUUAAUAAAAAACCAAGCUUUGUACAGUCGCUCGUCUUGCCACCAGCGUCUUCCGGUCCAGGACCCUACUCCAUUUAUGCAAAACACUCGGCUUCAUGCAUUGCAAUCAUCACAACUUCUGGUGUAGUCACUCUCUUUUCUGUCCCAGAGUUUUUGCCUCUCCCUCUUUCAGGUCUCGAAACAAACCUUAAUGCUGAGGGGCUCCCACUCUUUGACAUUUCUGGUCGCUGGCUCGUGUAUUCCCCAACACAGCUCAUGCCACCAGGUGCACGGCCAGACUCCUCAUCUGCCUUGGGUUCUACUACAUCCUCUAAUAAUGGGGCUGCCCAGGGUCCCUCAGCUUCAGCUCUCUACACUCCUCUUAAACUUCCUCCCCCAGGACAAUUACUAGACCGUAUAUUAGAAAACCUCUCCAUCACAACUGCAUCUUCCCUCAAAACCAUCUCCGACGUUGGUGUUGCCGGUAUUAAGCACUACUUGGCGCCAGCAGCAGGAGCAGCUGCCGGUGUUUCAGGCGUCAGCAGCGGUGCCUACAAUAAUAAGCGCCGUGAAUCGAACAUUAUUCUUGUUGGAAAUAACAAGUUUAGCGUCGAUUCGUCUGGUCGCGUUGCUGUAGCACCUCCAAAGUAUGACGGUGGUGGUGGACUUGGUGGUGGGCUUGGGGGCGGCGUUGCAGGCGGGAUGCGUCCUGCCGUACCAGCUGCUGUUGUUGCGAAUUUGCCUGCUGCACUUUCGAGCUUGUUUCAGGUAAAUGCUAAUUCCCCACCUGUCCAGGUGAUUGAUCUUGAGACAAAUUCGCCUAUCUGUACUUUUACCCCACCACAGGGCAUUUCCCACCUUUCCCUUUCGCCCUUUGACUCUGUGCUGGCCACGGUCUCUGCGCGUGGAGAAAAUAUAUUUACUUUUGACUUGUCGUUUGUGCCUUACCAGGUCAGCCUCAGCGGCAAGUAUUCUCGUGGCAUGACACCUGCCAAGGUGUUCCAAGUUGAAUGGGACAGUGAUGGCGGGUUUGGUAUUAUUACCCGUGAAAAGGGUAGUGUUCACUGGUUUGAACGUCAGCCAUGGAACGCCUUUGAAACUACAAUGUAUUCUCCAGCAGGAUCAUCUCCAGCUUCUAUCAGUUCAAAAGGUGGAUUCAACGGCUCACCAGGAGGAGGUGGUGGGGUUGUUGGUGGUGGGUUAACUGGCGGGGGUGGUGGUGGUGGAGGAGGAGGGGUACUUGGCAGUAGGGAUGUUUCUGGAUCUGGUAGUGGUUCCGGGAGUGGUAAUGGCAGCGGCAACAGUAACAAGACUGGUCCACUCUCGCGAGUCAUUUUCAAUAAUUUUAGCAAGAUUUGGAAGUUAUCUGGAUGGAAUAUCCAGAGCAUGAUGCUUGUCCCUGAAACGAUUGGCAGCGAGAAAGAUCCCCGCAAACGUCACCAGUCCCAAGUACCUACACCUCUCCCAUCUCCGGAUUCAGCUGCUGCCGCGCAUGAAUCAACCGAGAAUCAUGGGCAAGGAGAAAAUAACAAUAACAAUAAUGAGAAUCAAAUUAAUGAUUCGCUUACAAAUGACGUUCUUUCCAAAGGAGGUAAUCUUAGUAAUAUUGAAGCUGCUCCGUAUAAUAAGAUUUUAAUGUUACGUGAAGGCCAGCUUCUUGUUGUUGAUGUUGUGACUGGGUGCACGGCUUGGAAAUACGAUUUGCCAUGGCAUCCAGUUGCUGAAAGUUUUUUGACACCGGAGAUUGGUAUUGAGAUUGUCAAGGAUGGAGAAAGUGCUCUUGGCAAUGGAAUCAAGAGCAAGAUUCAUGUUCCAGAAAAUGAUCAACGUAUGGAUCUUGUGCAGAAGGUGGAGCCACUAGCAUUUUUCGAAUUGGAACCUUGCUUGCCUUAUCCUUUUUUGCAUACAGACCGACACAUUAUUUUGGCAACAUAUGAAGACGAAGAUGAACAGUAUGAGAAUGGUGGAGGUGACAAGUACGGUGAGGAGAACCCAUACUUCCCUAGUACUAUGUUUGGGAUGCCAAUCAAAGACAGUGAGCUGGAUUUCGGACGAGCUAAAGGCCAGGUCGAGUUUAUUGAGUUUGCAGGGUACGGAGGUGAGUCGCAAACAACGUUGGAAUCUGGAAGUGGAGGAGUUGGAACACCCAUAUUUAACGUGGAGAUGGACGGUGAGGGAGGGAAUGGGCAGCAACAACAGCAGCCUGUGUUUACGCCGUGGUCGCCUACAAAAGCUAGUGAGCUUGAACAGGCCAUGCAAAGUAUGGUGAUGUUUAGCAACCAUGAAGAUGAAGAUGAAAUGCUCAUUAUAAGCUGA
This is a messenger RNA of Magnusiomyces paraingens, 2964 nucleotides long. RefSeq lists its product as uncharacterized. The transcript is spliced from 2 exons. The coding region runs from base 1 to 2964 and encodes 987 amino acids. NCBI's taxonomy places the organism in Eukaryota, Fungi, Ascomycota, Dipodascomycetes, Dipodascales, Dipodascaceae. The record is from RefSeq and is a predicted model, not a curated record.